ACGGCUCGGAGGCUGCAGCAGCGCGGUCGGUUGCGCGGCCCGGGGGGGGGGGGCGCCGCUGGUUCCGCUCUAUGAGCCCGGCCGGGGCUGCGGAGCCGAGGGCGGGUCGUCUAGUGCCGCCGCCGCCGCCGCUAGCAUCGCCCAGGGGCCGGCUGCUGUGACUUGCGCGGGGCUCUGCGGAACCGCCAGCCGGCGAGGAGAGACGGAGGGGAAGCCCGGGUAGAAAAAUGUCCACUUUCCUUAUGGUUGGCCUUCUCCUGCUCUUUGUGGUUGAGUAUGGUUCCUCUGAGAACUCCAGUACUCCACGAGGAUGUGGACUAGAUCUCCUUCCUCAAUAUGCUGCCCUGUGUGACCUGGAUGCUAUCUGGGGAAUUGUGAUUGAGGCUGUGGCCGGUGCGGGAGUCCUGACCACGCUGCUCCUCAAGUUGAUCUUGCUGGUCAGGCUGCCCUUCAUCAAAGGCAAGGAGAAAAGGAGCCCAUUGGGCCUCCAUUUCCUCUUCUUUUUAGGGACCUUGGCUCUGUUUGGCUUGGCCUUUGCGUACAUCAUUGAAGAGGACGAGACCAUCUGCUCCAUCCGCAGGUUCUCCUGGGGAGUCCUCUUCGCCGUCUGCUUCUCCUGUUUGCUCGCUCAAGCCUGGCGGCUCCGGAGGCUGGUCCGCCACGGCAAAAGCCCAUCUGGAUGGCAGCUGGCCGGGAUCGCCGUCUGCGUUGCGUUGGUCCAGGUCAUCAUUGCCACGGAGUGGCUGAUACUGACGAUUGUGAGGGAAGGGAAGCCGGCCUGCCGUUACGAGCCCAUGGAUUUUGCAAUGGCUUCCAUUUACGUGAUGUUCUUGAUGGUGGUCACCAUGUGUUUCUCCUUCUUCACGUUGUGUGGGAAAUUUAAGAAGUGGAAGAAGAACGGGGUGUGCCUCGUCAUCACCAGUUUCUUCUCCAUCCUCAUUUGGGUGGCGUGGCUGACUAUGUACCUGUACGGUAACAAGGAACUGGGCAGAAGAGACCAGUGGCAGGAUCCCACCCUUGCAGUGGCUCUGGUAGCCAACGGGUGGGUCUUCCUAAUCUUCUAUGCCAUCCCAGAGGUUCACUGUGCCAUCCUCCCGUCUCAGCAAGAGAACACGCCCAACUACUUCGACACUCCGCAACCGCGGAUGCGUGAAACCGCUUUUGAGGAUGACCUCCAGCUUCCUCGGAGUUACAUGGAGAAUAAAGCUUUUUCAAUGGAUGAGCAUAAUGCAGCGUUACGGACGGCAGGAUUUCGCAACGGCAGCUUGGGAAGCCGUGCAAGCGCUCCCUUCCGAAGCAACGUCUACCAGCCCACCGAGAUGGCGGUUGUCUUGAAUGGUGGGACUAUUCCAACUGCUCCACCAAGUUACACUGGAAGACACCUAUGGUGAAAAGCUUAGAGGUCAUAGAGGAAGAGAGAGAGACAGAGACAGAAUCCAUUAACAAAAAUUGAUUGCCACACACCCCCUCUCCCCAAAAAAGUGUGUGUUUUUCAGAGGGAGGAAAUCCAUUUUGGGGGUGGGGCGUGGAAGUUCCUAAAAACUGGUAGCUUGGAGUUCUUUUUUCCUUUUUUUUUUUUUAAUAAAACAAAUAAACAAAACAAAAAAACGAAACAAAAACAAACCAUGAGUUCUGUCAAAUCGAUAAGCUAACUACCAGGAGCCUCCGCGCUGCAAUAGAAGCUGACCCGAAUUUAAACAGUAGGCCUAGGCACAUUGCUUCUUAUUUUAAAAAUAGAAAAAAAGUGGGGAGAGGGAGGAGAAAGGGGAUCAAGUAGCAAAAUCACAAGAGAAAGGGUUUGGUUUGAGAAAAGUGGGAAGGCUUUGGAAGGGGCAAAGGUCUUUCGUUCACGUAACCGUGAUUUGUGCGCGAUUGUUCACACAAGGGGGUCUUUUGACUUCUUUGCUACUCUUGGAACAGCAUUCGUGGGGGUGGAGGUAGGUGGGGAGAAAGCCUAUUUAGAUCAGGGGGUGUUUCUCCAAAUUCAGCAACUUUAAAGACGGGUGCACUUCAGUUCCCAGAAUGCUGGCUAAGGAAUUUGGGGAACUGAAACCACCCAUCUUAAAAGUUGCAAAAACUUUGGAGACCCCUGAUUUGGAGCAGGGUUCUGCAAGCUUAGCACUUUUUAAGAUGAGUGGACUUGAUGUUGGCUGACGAAUUCUGGGAGUUGGAAGUCCACCCGUCUUAAAGUGGCCCAACUUUGAGAAACGCCGAUUUAGAGUAAGUUGUGGAUCUACACCAGAGGUCUUCAAACUUGGCAGCUUUAAGACUUGUAGACUUCAAGUUGAAGUCCACAAGUCUUAAAACUGCCAAGUUUGAAGACUUCUGGUCUACAGUAUGGCACCCUCCAGUGACAAGACAGGGUAUUUUCUCUUUGCAUCCAAAGUGUGUGCUUGUGGGAUUCCAGAUCAGGUGGCAACAGUGACCCCAGAGUCAGUGGUGUCCUCGCCAGGCAUCCUUCUGAAGUGCCCAACCUCUUCUUCAAACCACGAGAGCUUUCACCCAGGCUUCUCUUCUCCCAGAAGCAGCACAGACAAGUUGACCAUCAGGGUGUGCUUGGUAGGAUCAAGGAAGCCACCUGCCCUGCUUUCCCGGUUGACCAAGGUCACAGCUGGGGCAAAGUCUCACAAAUUGAGUGUCUCCAGAGGGGGGAAAAAAACAACUGGUGCCAGGGAGUUAGCUAAGAUAGCUCAGGAGAAAGACAACGUAUGGGAACGAUCCCUCCAAGCUUCCUAAGAGUUUCCCCCUCCCCGCCAAAAAAAGAAAACGUAUCUCAGUGGAUCACCAAAUGUAUUGUCCUCACCAUAAAUUCAAACCUGAGGUCCUUCUCUCAGGCCAGGAAAUCCUCUCUCCACUGGGGGAGGGGGGGGGCGACCUUAAAAUCCCCCACUCUUCACUCCCAAACCUAGUUGAACACUGAAGCCUCAUGGACUGCAAUGUUGCGUUGCACAUCGAUUGCCUUUUCUCAUGUGUAUCUGGAACGUUGGGUUAUUAUUGUUAUUGUUAUUAUUAUUAGAUCGUUUUCACGUGGCUGUUGGGAAUUUCUUCCCCUCCCCUCCCCCCCAAACCGGCUCCUUUGCCACACGACCUCCUAAUUCUUUCUGCCUUUUUCACAUUGCUAUGAUUUCAGUGACGUUUGGUGAAGCAUUCCUUUCGUAGGGUGAGCAUUUUCAAGCAUGUAGAUUUGCCAUUUUUACAUUCGGCUGGCUAGCUAGCACCUGCUUUCUGCUUUCCUAGAGACUGAAAAAAGCAAGUCUGAUUUUGCUUGAUUGUGUGUGUGUUGGAGAGGGGUGUGUGUGUGUGUGUGUGAGAGAGAGAGAGAGAGAUAUGAGAGAGAGAUAAAAAAACCAAGACGGUAUAAAAUAUCUCAAAGGAUAGAAUUUUUUUUUUUUGCACUUGUUCUAAAGAGAUUCGCUUUGCAAAAUGGGCAAUUGACAAUGAUAACAGAAAUAACGAUUGCUGAAUCCUUCAGUUUUGCAAAGCCGGUUCUUAGAAGGGGGGGGUGGGGAAUGUAAUCAAUUAGUGUUUGAGGAUUCUUUUUUUUUUUUUUCCUUUUCAUGUCCCCGGUUUUUAAUUUAACUAAUUUUAUCGGUUUCAUCCUAUUCGUUAACAUACCCAACCUCGCUGUCUGGGUAAUAUGUAAGGAAUUAAAGAGGUAAACUGUCUAAAUGCUAUUUUAUAUUAUAUGCAAGUUUCUUGCACUCAGAACGGUCCAUAUUUGAAAUUGAAUAAAAUAAAUAAAUAAAUAAAUAAAUAAAAUAUUUAAAAGAUGCAUUCUGUCUUCUCAGGAAAGAUUCUGAAUGGAUCUCUUUCUGGAGUGCUAAUUUUCUACAUAUAAAUAUUAGCAUUAGGAUUAGUAAUAAUAAUAAUAAUAAUAAUAGUAUGUGAGGGCAUGCCGUUAAGUAACAACCUGAACCGAGAAUUAUUCUGAAAAUCUUAGAUAAGAUUUUACUAAUUAGAUAAUUAGUAAAGGAUCCAUUUUACCUAUAAGCGAUCCUAAAGUCAAUCUUAUUCGGACAGAGUCGUAGGAGAAUAGGGAAAUAAACUCCUUGUCCCGUCAAAUUUGGUGCACUUUAACGUUUUGCUAAGAUUGUUUUUUCCUUUUCUUUUCUUCCUGUUAAGAACUGCUUUCUUUGUUUAUGAUUUAUUUGAGUCUUGUUGCUAUUCGGCGGAAAGGAAGGGCUAAUAAAACUCUGUUAUUAAUUUAUGUAUCCGCUCUUGUCAGCUUUGAAUAUCCAUUUUAGUGUGGGGGAAAAAAAGCAGAGUGUGAAAAACCUUGAAAUAAAUGUGACGGUAGAUGAUGCCACAUCGGUGCGUUUGUAUAAGGCACAGAGUUGGCAUCACCUCUAUUAAGAACCUGGCUUUUUUAGGAAAGGGUAACUGGUGUAAAACCAGCCAGUGUGUGAAACACAACACUUUACUUUGUUCUAUGAAUUCUGAGUUGCUCUUGUCGCCAUGAUCAUUUUAGCAAAUGGAAUCUUUUUUUAAAAAAAAUUGCCAAGUAGGUAACAGCAAUAAUUUUUGUGGCCCACAAAGGUUUACGUAUUGUACAAGGGGGGGGGGGGGGAAUUGCAUUGUUGAGUUCCAGGGAUUUGCAAAAAUUUAAUUUGAUGUAAAUCUUAUUUGAUUGUGUAAAAUUAUGGGAAAACUGGAUGGUUUGCUAUUUUCCUAACCUCUGUUUAAAAUACAAAGCAAUAUUUUUAAUAAGAGGGACAUUCAUAAAUAUAUAAUUUAACUGCUUCACAUACACAGAGUUGGAACACUGCUGUGGGUCUAUGCAGGACAGAGAUUUGAUAUGGGUGGAAAUGGGGUUUUGAAACUAUUUUUAUUACCAAAAUGCAUAUGAUGAACCUGGGGUAAACGGUUGGAAUUAAUUACUUUUCCCAGUUGAAUGUGGACAAGAGGAGAGAGACGAAAUUGGGUUGUGUUUUAACUGGAGGAAAAGACCAUUUUUAGAAGGUUCUGAGGCUGUCCAAUUUGUGUUUAUUUUUCUUUCUUUUUAGACAAGGAAGGAUUUAGCCGUCCUCCUUCCCGUUAAAUCAAUGGCGGUUUGGGAGCUUAAAAGACAGGGUUGGACACCUUCUAACCUCUCCUGUGAACCGGGGCCGUGCCUCCUAGUGGUGGGAGGCGUACCAAUAAAACUAUAAGGGAUUAUUAUUUUCUCAAACUAUCAUUAUUAUUAUUAUUAUUAUUAGCCUGUGGUUUCUGAUGUUCGCUGCUGCUGCUGCAACUCUUCCCCAAAACGCCUCUUGUUAGAAACUUUUUUAAAAGACACCCUUGUGUUGAGUUGUGUCUCUUUGUGUUAAAAGUUACAAAAAGUUGUAUGAUGUUUUGCUUUUUGGUCAAAAGUUGUGAUGAAUGUAAGAGCAUCUGGGGAGGCUCAUGGGAAGUGAAACCACCUGGGUUUCGCAGCAGCUUGCUUUGGGAAGCAUCGAUGUUAAUUCUGUGCUUUGUGAUUGUCGAUUAAUUGUUAACUAGAAAAAUACAGCAAAAUUCCCCCAACAUAGAAAAAGCAGGCUAGGAGGCCAUUUAUAUAGCAAUUGGGGAAAUGAGCUAGAUCAAAAUUUCCCCCUGGCAAAUUGGAAAGGAACAAUUUGAACGACAGAUGCAGUCUGAGCAAGGUUGCUAAGUUCCAUGCUGUAUUGUUAUUGGCACCAGAGUUUUCCUUGGGACUUCCAGAAUUGGGCUGAAAACCUCCCAAUCGACCUCCAGAUGGCAGCAGAGAGAUAGAGCUUUCUGACUCUUUGCAGCCAUCUAGAGGAUGUCUUGAUCCUUGCAGCUCAGAUUCCGGAGCUCCAGCAUCAAGUAGCAAAUGCCACCCAGCCAAGGGUUGAAGGAAAGAGUUGGGUAAUGUUCUGUAAGCUUGCCUGCUGCCUUAGGUGGAGAAUGAAAGGCCAUUCUCCCCAUGGAGAAAGCAUGAUCUACCACGCUUUUCUGCACGAGGUGGGGAUUCCACCUCGUUCCUUCCUCCUUCCCUUCCGAUUCUCGGGCUGAUUCUGCCUGCUUGCAAACUGCACCUCCUCAAAGCCGACAGCAAACUUUCCAGUGACUUUUCACAGUGCUGGAGGCCUACUAAAACAUUAAGCAUGCUUCCGUUCUACUAAUCUUGGUGCAUGCCCAGUGGGUCUUAACUUCCUGUCAGCUGCACCCCUUUUCCACAGCUGGAUAGCUUGGAGGGCCAUGCAUGAAAUCUAUAGAAAGCAGGCAGGGCUGGCCAAUCAGAACCCAAGGAGGUUUCUGGCUUGACGUCAUUGGUCCUGAGAUGUAUCUCCAUUUACAUUCACCGACUGUCAAUUUCCAUUAAGCUUUAGUUCUGUGGGGAUCAGCUGAACAAUGAGUUCUUCCUUCAUGCUCAACUUUAUCAAGUUUGGUGCAAACUCUUGGACUCCCAGAAUUCUCAGAAACAUUGACCACCCUGUGGGGAAUUCUGGGAGUUAAGAGUCCAUGCAUCUGAAGGGCGUCCAAGCUUAGGGAAGAGAGUGCCACUAUCGUGGCCAAUGUUUGAGAAGGCCUGGACUUCCAUGUCUGUGAUUUUAGAAGGACAGUAGGUGCCCAGAAGUCAUGACCACCUCCAGGCUGAAUCCUAAAUGAAGCAAGAUGUCUUUCAAUACUAGCUGAAAUCUGCUUUUUGGGAACAUCGUUGCUUUGGCUAAUUUACUGCUCGAAGCUUCCAUUCUAAUCCAAAGCAGCAGAAAUCAGAAGCAAUUGUAGCUUUGAUAGGAGAUUUGAGAAAAAAAAAUAUAUAAAUAUUAUAAUUUGACUACUCUACUAUCCUUACCAGAUAACCCAACCGGUGCUUUUUAUUAAAAUGACAAGUGCUCUCUUCUUCUUUUGAUAAUAUAUAUGUAAAUAUUUAUUAAAUGUAUUAAUGUGCUUUUUUUAUAAUAUUCUCCCCCCCCCCCUUCCCUUAUCUUGUUGACCGUUUGCGUACCAUUUCAUAUUCUACAUCUCUGGAAGGUUUUUUGAGACAAUCAAUUGUGUACCAUAUGGACUUCUUGUACAUAAGAGAUAUGAAAUUUAAACAAAAAAAAAAAAAGAGAGUUGUAAAGCCUGGGCAAAAGGAAGAUACAUUUUAUUUUCAAAAUGCUGUUCUUAAUGAAGAAAAUAAAAAUUUUAAAAAAAUAAAAAUAAAGAAUUACUAUUUACUUACAA
Pantherophis guttatus is the source of this 7152-nucleotide messenger RNA. It is a transcript of the gene GPRC5B, whose product is annotated as G protein-coupled receptor class C group 5 member B. Gene Ontology annotation, cellular component: extracellular exosome; intracellular membrane-bounded organelle; signaling receptor complex. Gene Ontology annotation, biological process: G protein-coupled receptor signaling pathway. Gene Ontology annotation, molecular function: G protein-coupled receptor activity; protein kinase binding; protein kinase activator activity. The record is from RefSeq and is a predicted model, not a curated record. Lineage: Eukaryota; Metazoa; Chordata; Lepidosauria; Squamata; Colubridae.